CCCACAGCAUCAAACCCUAACUUCAUUUCCAAAGAAGAGCAAAGAAAGGGUGAGAGAAAAACCCUAGUCCUUGAGCUGCAAUUCUAGCAAAGUGAAGCUCUAUUUUCAAAACCCCUUGCCUCUUCUUCACAUGAUAAAACCCUGAGUCUCAUAAACCCUAAUCUCAAUCUCGUCUUUCUCUCAGAAAAAAUGGAAAUAAUGACCUUGAAAAUCUAAGAUCCACUCAUUGUCUCCAAUCUCUCAAGUCAAAUCCUAACCCUAAUCGUCCAUUUCCAGGCCAGAAAAGAGGAACGGGGAACCUAAAACCCUAGCUCAGAUCUCCAUUUUCAAUCAACAGAAAGAAACCCUAAAAUGUCUGCUAUUCAUCUUCGUCGCCAAGCUUUGAUCCAUGUUCGUUGCCUCUGCAGCUCUGCAACUUCUUCUGAGAAACCCAAAGCCCUAACUUUCAACUAUGCAAGGUCGAGGAUUUCCCGAACGCAAGACCUUGAUGAGGUAAUAGAUAUUUUCAAUUCAGUUCGUGAGCUCCCAAAUGUUGCAGGUUCUCGUUUUGUGCAAGAUAUUGUGGUUCACCGCCUUAUCAGUGCUGAGCGUUUCUCUGAUAUAGAAACCCUACUCGAGAACCAGAAGAUGCAUCCUAAUAUCAAGCUCGAAUCCUUCACAACUAGUUUGAUUAUCUGUUAUGGUAAGGCUAAAAUGGUUGAUCGAGCCAUUAAAACGUAUCAACAGAUGGACGACCAUGGAACUCCUCGCACAGUGACUUCUUUUAAUGCCCUGUUAACCGCUUGCAGAGAAGCCGGAGAAUUCAAUAAGGUAACAGAACUCUUUGCUGAAAUCCCGGCGAAAUUUGGCUUGACCCCCACUCAAGUUAGCUAUGGGAUCUUAAUCAAGUCAAUUUGUGAGAUGGGUUCUCCCGAUAAAGCUUACGAGAUACUCAAGGACAUGAAGGAAAAGGAUGUGAAGAUCAACACUGUCAUAUACACCACUCUUAUUGAUGCUUUCUAUAAGAACCAAAAACCCGAGGAAGCUAGGAAAGUUUGGGAAGAAAUGGUGAAAAUGGGUUGUUCACCUGACCGUCCUGCUUAUAAUUCCAGGCUUCUUUAUGUGGCCAAUCAUGGCAAUCUUGAAGAAGCUCUGAAGAUUAUCGAAGAAAUGGAGGCAUCAGAGCUCAAACCUGAUGCCCCCACUUACACUUUCCUCUUGUCUUGUUACUGCAAAAAUGGUAAAGGGGAAGAGGCAAAGAAGGUUUAUGAAACAAUGGUUGCUAAGGCUUGUUACCCAACUGUCCAGACAUAUAGGAUUUAUGUGAACCAUUUGUGUGAAAACGCCAAGUAUGAUCUGGGUCUUGAAAUUUUCAUGGAGAGUGUUAAGAGGAAUAGGGUUCCUCCUUUUAAGACUGCAACACUUUUACUUGAGGGGCUUGCAAAGAAUGGUAAAGUGGAUGAAGCAAAGGAGCUUAUCAAGACGGUGAAGAAUCGGUAUGCGCCCAAUAUGUCCACCUCAUGGGUGAAGCUUGAGGCAGAGCUCGGAUUGAGCAAGAGCGAUUGAUCAUUAGUUGAGGAAUCUAUGAAGGAUGUGUUUAUUGACAAUCAUGAAGGUAAAUUUGCUUUAAGUUUGGAACUGGUGGGACAGUUUUAAAGUCAUGGGGUUCAUUACAGUUUCCAUAAUUCAUAGCUAUAUGCAGUUGAAUUAUUGUCCUCUUAUUUUAAAUUCAUGAAAUUUCAAAUUUCAGAGUUUUUGUUACAGUCUCUGUUAUUCAUAAUAUUUAUAUGCAGUUGAGUUCUUGUCCUCUUACUUCAAAGGCGUGAAAUUUCAAAUUUUGAAGUUUUUUUGUUCAUACAUUUUGUAAGAGUUCGGUCGAAGUUUGGUACUUAUAUCUGGAAACCUUGGACCAAUUGCUUUAUAGAUCAUAUUAUCAUUCCAUUGAUACGAUGG
Molecule: messenger RNA, 1932 nt
Organism: Amborella trichopoda
Lineage: Eukaryota; Viridiplantae; Streptophyta; Magnoliopsida; Amborellales; Amborellaceae
Product: small ribosomal subunit protein mL103 (rPPR7)
Biological process (GO): mitochondria-nucleus signaling pathway; chloroplast-nucleus signaling pathway
Cellular component (GO): chloroplast
Molecular function (GO): protein binding
Source: RefSeq, a predicted model, not a curated record